CUUAUUUUCUUUUCUCGCUUUUCUUUUGCUCUCUUUCACUCUACUUCGUAUCUAAAAACCUAGGAGGGUUGUCGACAAUGGAGGGAGAGUCGUUGAAAUGUAGGGAUCUCACCACUCUACUUCAUAUCUGAAGGCCUAUAGAUGUCAGUGGUAGGAGGGUUGUUGACGAUGGAGAUUCGUCAACAGUAGAAGGGUUUCAAAAGAUAGGGAUCUCGCCACGCCACUUCAUAUCUAAAAGCCUAUAGAUCUCAGCGGUAGGAGAGUUGUCGACAAUGGAGAUUCAUCAACCGUAGGAGGAUUGUCAAAAGGUAGGGAUCUCACCACUCUACUUCAUAUCUGAAAGCCUAUAGAUGUCAACUGUAGGAGGGUUGUCUACAAUGGAGAUUCGUCAACAGUAAAAGGGUUUCAAUAGGUAGGGAUCUUGCCACUGUACUUCAUAUCUAAAAGCCUAUAGAUGUCGGCGGUAGGAGGGUUGUCAACAAUGGAGAUUCGUCAACAGUAGAAGGGUUUCAAAAGGUAGGGAUCUCGCCACUCCACUUCAUAUCUAAAAGCCUAUAGAUAUCAGCCGUAGGAGAGUGGUCGACAAUGGAAAUUCAUCAACAGCAGGAGGGUCGUUAAAAGCAAAUGGGUGACGAGAAGAAGCCUAAAUCCCUUGGUGUUUGGCCCACCGUCAAGCCCUUCGUCAAUGGAGGCCUCUCUGGUAUGCUUGCGACUUGCGUCAUUCAACCUAUCGAUAUGAUCAAGGUGAGAAUCCAGUUAGGUCAAGGCUCGGCAGGCGAGGUAACCAGGAACAUGCUUAAGGCGGAGGGAGUUGGUGCCUUUUACAAGGGUCUCUCUGCUGGGCUUCUUAGACAAGCUACCUAUACUACUGCACGGCUUGGAUCGUUCAAGAUUUUGACAAACAAAGCAAUUGAAGCUAAUGACGGCAAGCCCCUUCCUCUUUAUCAAAAAGCUUUGUGUGGGUUAACAGCUGGUGCUAUUGGAGCAUCUUUUGGCAGUCCAGCAGAUUUGGCGCUUAUCCGAAUGCAGGCUGAUGCUACCCUCCCAGCUGCACAACGCAGACACUACAAAAACGCAUUCCAUGCACUGUAUCGUAUUGUUGGAGAUGAGGGUGUUUUGGCUCUUUGGAAGGGUGCUGGUCCAACAGUUGUGAGAGCAAUGGCGCUGAAUAUGGGCAUGCUUGCCUCUUACGAUCAAAGUGUUGAGUUUUUCAAGGAUAACCUCGGUUUUGGUGAAGCUACGACGGUUAUAGGUGCAAGUGCUGUUUCAGGAUUCUUUGCUUCAGCUUGCAGUUUGCCAUUUGAUUACGUGAAGACUCAGAUUCAGAAAAUGCAGCCUGAUGCUGAAGGGAAGCUUCCUUACUCUGGCUCUAUGGAUUGUGCCAUGAAGACCUUGAAAGCUGGCGGGCCGUUGAAAUUUUACACUGGCUUCCCUGUUUACUGUAUUAGGAUUGCUCCACACGUCAUGAUGACAUGGAUUUUCCUCAACCAAGUUCAAAAGUUCGAGAAGACCAUUGGACUUUGAGCUCUGGAAUGACGGGGUUUCAUCUCGACCUGAUCAAUCUUUAGGAGCGUUUCUUGCCCUCUUCAAGGGGGGCUAUGUUGUGGUUCUUCAUCUUGACAGAAAUCGCGCCCGUAAAAGUUAGACUUAUUAUUAUCAUCAUUAUUAUCACUAUUUUUUAUCGCAAGAUCGACAUGAUAGAGUUGAGAGACUAAACUGUGGUAUCGAUUUCGGGUUGCGAAAGGAUUAUAGGAUUAUUAAAGAUUGAAAAGUUUAGGAUUGCUUUUGGUUCAGGAAUCAGUGAGGGGACACAUUGAUUUGAUCAAAAUAAAGUUUGGGGUACUCUUUUUGUUUGACAAAAGGGAUUGCUGAUAUCAGUUUUGUCUAACUUGAUUGUCUCAGAAACCAUCAAGUUUAUGCAUUAAAUUUGAUAAACCU
Cucurbita pepo subsp. pepo (vegetable marrow) is the source of this 1938-nucleotide messenger RNA. The record is from RefSeq and is a predicted model, not a curated record. Lineage: Eukaryota; Viridiplantae; Streptophyta; Magnoliopsida; Cucurbitales; Cucurbitaceae.